Molecule: messenger RNA, 950 nt
Organism: Xenopus tropicalis (tropical clawed frog)
Lineage: Eukaryota; Metazoa; Chordata; Amphibia; Anura; Pipidae
Gene: or11an5
Product: olfactory receptor family 11 subfamily AN member 5
Exons: 1
Coding region: 18-950 (310 amino acids)
Biological process (GO): G protein-coupled receptor signaling pathway; signal transduction; detection of chemical stimulus involved in sensory perception of smell
Cellular component (GO): membrane; plasma membrane
Molecular function (GO): olfactory receptor activity; G protein-coupled receptor activity
Source: RefSeq, a predicted model, not a curated record
CUUUUUCUUUUUAGACAAUGUACUCAAAGAACCACACAGUGGUCAGUGAGAUUGUUCUGUUGGGAUUUCAGGAUCUACACAAAUUCAAGUUUCCCCUCUUCUCUCUGUUCCUUCUGAUUUACAUUAUGUCACUGUGGGAGAAUCUCCUCAUCAUAGCAUUGGUGGCAUCCAGCCGGAACCUCCAGUCCCCCAUGUACUUCUUUCUCCGGCAGCUGUCCCAGUCUGAUAUACUGGAGUCCUCAAAUAUCGUACCCACCUUGCUCCAAACUGUAAUUCACGAUAGAGCGACGUUGUCCUUUGGUGGUUGCCUUACCCAGUUUUAUUUUUUUUCUGUGACGGAAGCCUUUGAGUGUUUGCUUCUAACAAUAAUGUCCUACGACAGAUACGUGGCCAUCUGCAACCCACUGCAUUACAAUUCUAUAAUGACCCACAGGGUUUGUAAGAAAUUAGCAUUCCUGUCUUGGGCUCUUGUCUUUGCCGUUGAAUUGAUUCCAAUGAAUUUAAUAAGGACUUUACAGUUCUGUGAUCAAAAUACCAUUGAUCAUUUCUUCUGUGAUUUCUUUCCUCUUAUAGAACUUUCCUGCUCAGAUGCCUUCUUACUGCAGAUUGUUGGCUUCUUUCUAUCAGUCCCUAUACUUUUUAUGCCGUUUAUACUGACCACUGUAUCCUAUAUCUGUAUUGCCCAUGCAAUCCGAAAGAUCGUGUCCAAUAUCGGGAGACAAAAAGCCUUCUCCACCUGCAGCUCCCACUUGAUUGUGGUCUCCAUAUUUUAUGGGACUCUAAUCUCCAUUUAUGUGGUUCCCCCACGAAGAGGAUCACAGACCAUAAGCAAAAUUUUCUCUCUGUUGUACACUGUGCUUAUUCCUUUAGUUAACCCAGUCAUCUAUAGCUUGAGGAACAAGCACAUCAAAGAUGCUUUUAAAACGUGUAGACUUCAUUCACGUCUAUGA